GCGGGACAAUAAGGGGUGGGACAGAGCUGUAUCCUAUUUAGAAAUCUGUAAUCUUGCCUUGAGAUCGGGACUGGAGACCACAACAGAAAGCGUUCAUACUUCGGGCUUGCAGAGAUCUUUCAAUCGUGAGGUUCUCAACGCGGAAGCAGUCCGGCUCCAACCCGACGAGGCUUUAUCAGCGCAGAUUUGGCCCGAGAUGAGAUGAGAUAGCGGCUGACAUCGGCGCGUUGGCUGUCGUCCUGCCAGCAAACAGCUGCCGGUUCUUUUCACUUUGCACUACUUUCACGAGCGGAGGUGUCACGUUUUGAGAAGCAAGCGGGCUGUUUUAAUAUUUGGAGCAACAGGGGGAGGAAAAAACUUCGGACAAAGUGUUCCCAGAGACGGCGGGUGAACGUCAGCGAAGCAGGAAAGGAUGUGAACAUCUGCAUUUGAGCUGCUGAGACGAAAAGCACAACGACUCUCUCAUAAAAUGGAGACAGUUGCGUUUAAAAACGCACUAUUUUGUAUUUGAAGCACUUUGGCCGCGGAGGGAGGGCUGCUUCCAGCUCGCUGUGAUAUGGGAGUCGUGCGACGUUUGAGUCUGUCGGGUUAAAAGGCGAGUAGAAAACAGAGAUGGGACGCUCUGCUGUGCUCACAGUUGUGCUAGUUGUGGCGUGUCUGUGGAUCUCUGCUAUCCAUGCAGAUUCUGAAGACGAUGGGAAGCUGCUCUGCAGAUGCGAGAAUAAAAAAGGCACAUGCGUAAACGGGACUUGCAGAGGAGACCUCUGCUUCUACACCUGGGUCAACGAAAAUGAGGAGAGGGGCUGUUUCUCCUCAGUAAACUACAGGGAGCAGUGCUACACCUCCUUUGAGCGCUUCUUUGUCCACUGCUGCAGAGAGAAUCUGUGCAACGCCUUCACCACACCACCUCCAAACAUAAAUGGAGAGCCGACCACAACGCCCCCAGCGUUCACUCGUCCAGAGCUGUGGAUCACGUUGUCUUUGCUGCUGUUCAUCAUAACUGCCAGCGUCUGCGGCUUGGUGCUUUUCCUGCGCUUCCGUCGUGUACAUUGCAAACUGACAAACAUCGAAGAGCAUGAUGUCACCAUGCUCAAGGCUCCUCAUGGAGAUGACCCCACCUACGGCGAUAUCUUUGAUGAGUUUUGUACAUCAGGGAGUGGGACAGGGCUGCCCUAUCUGGUCCAAAGAACUAUGGCCAGACAAAUCUCACUGAUCCAGUGUGUCGGUAAAGGCAGGUAUGGUGAGGUGUGGAGGGGAACCUGGAUGGGUGAGAGUGUGGCUGUCAAGAUAUUUUCAUCAAGAGAUGAGCAGUCCUGGUUCAGAGAGACGGAGAUCUACAAUACUGUGCAGCUGCGACACGAUAACAUCCUGGGUUUUAUAGCCUCUGACAUGACGUCCAAGAAUUCCAGCACCCAGCUGUGGCUCGUCACCCACUUUCAUGAGCUGGGUUCCCUCUACGACUUCCUGCAGUACAGCAGCUUGGAGCCUGAGAGCUGCCUGAAGAUGUGCAUGUCUGUGGCCUGCGGGCUGGUCCACCUUCACACUGAGAUUGUCAGCUCCCAGGAAAAGCCAGCUAUCGCCCACCGAGAUCUGAAAAGCCGAAACAUCCUGGUGAAGCGGAAUGGACAGUGCUGCAUCGCUGACCUAGGUUUGGCUGUGAUACACUCUCAGUCUCAUGACUACCUGGAUGUGGGCAACAAUCCUCGCGUGGGGACCAAGCGCUACAUGGCUCCUGAAGUGCUGGAUGAGACUAUUCGUAUGGAUGUCUUUGAGUCCUAUAAGCAAACUGACAUCUGGGCCUUGGGCCUUGUCUUCUGGGAAAUUACCCGCAGGACAAUAGUCAAUGGGAUUGUGGAAGAGUACCGGCCUCCCUUCUUUGAUCUGGUGCCCGUGGAUCCCAGUUUUGAGGAGAUGAAGAAGGUGGUGUGUGUGGACCAGCAGAGGCCCAGUCUGCACAACAGGCUCCAUUCCCACCCUAUUCUGACGGCCAUUGUGAAGAUCAUGAAGGAGUGUUGGUACCAGAGCCCACCAGCCCGCCUCACUGCCCUGCGGGUGAGGAAGACACUCUCCAAACUGGACCAUGACAGCGACUUCAACAUUGAAAAACUCAAGCGGGACAUCUAGACCAGAGCACCGGGAUGAAACGGGGAUUAAGCACUAUUCCAAAAGCACAAAGUGUAUAUUAUUAGUAUGUUUUGAGCUAAUGACUCUCACAGUCACUGCCUUAUGGUGUAAACCACAUGAUUUUGAGCAGUAGUGUCAAGACUAGCUUCGAUGGCUUUUUUUUUAUGUAGCCUUAUUUUUAACCCAAAAAGAAAACAAUUAAGACCAACAUAUUAUGUAUAUUUCCUAAUUUAGGUUCAGCAAAAGGACUUUUCCAAAGCAGAAUAAUUAACAUCAAACAAUUCAUAAGCCAUUCUACACACAUGGGGUUUUAUUCAUAAUUCGUCAUCGUCAUGACCGAAAGAAGAAUUUGUGGCAUGGCACACUUACUCAUCAUUUUAAAUCAAGAAGGGGAAGAGCACGUCAUUCUGGACUUUCUCAGAAAUACAGUUAAAUUGCACAAUGGGUUUUUCCAAAAAUGACCAAAGUUACAAAUGACAUGGAGGCCUUGAAGGGGGGAGGGUUCUAUGAAAAGAGGAAAUAUGUAAGUGAUAACGUGCUCAUACCAAAGCAAAUUCCCUUUUCCGUAAGCAUAUUUAACUUAUAUAAAAUGAGCAUUUAUUUUCUGCACACAGGCACAUUGAGCUAUUUAGUUGAACAUAUUCUAACAGCAUUGAGGCUGUUGUCUUGUUUCACCAUUGAUGUUAUUGUAAAUAUAUUUUUGAAAGGGCUGUUAUUCAAUGAGACACAUUUUAUAUACUUUUUUACCACACAUUUUCAAAAUAUUUUUUUACAUUUCUGUAGGCCAAUUAUGGAUUGACCUACAGGCCAUUACUAUUACUAUGGUCAAUAAAACAACUCACGACAUGUAAUAUGGUAAAUGUUGAAUAAAGGAUUGUAUUUUUCAACACUG
This is a messenger RNA of Pseudoliparis swirei, 3016 nucleotides long. RefSeq names its product activin A receptor like type 1 (gene acvrl1). Gene Ontology annotation, biological process: transforming growth factor beta receptor signaling pathway; protein phosphorylation; BMP signaling pathway. NCBI's taxonomy places the organism in Eukaryota, Metazoa, Chordata, Actinopteri, Perciformes, Liparidae. The transcript has 10 exons. Gene Ontology annotation, cellular component: BMP receptor complex; plasma membrane. The record is from RefSeq and is a predicted model, not a curated record. Gene Ontology annotation, molecular function: ATP binding; SMAD binding; transforming growth factor beta receptor activity, type I. Bases 613 to 2124 code for a protein of 503 amino acids.